AUUUUAUUGUUGUUUUAUAUAGAUUUGCAUUUCAUAACCAAAUGCAAUGUUUUGCCACAUUUUAGUUGAUUUUACAAUUAAAAUGUCAUAAAAGCAUUGCUCACAAUAUAAUCAAUACUUAAUAUUUAUAACUAAUAAAUCAAUUGAUAAAAGAGUGGUUCAAAUCAAAUGAAAGUGAUUUGUAUUGUGAAUGCAUUGAUGGGUCGCUUAUCAUAGCAUUCAUUGAUUGUCACAAUCCCUACAAUACUUGAAUUAUAUGAACAAAUAGUGUCUUGUAUUGCAUUUCAAGUUUUUUGUUGACAUUUUAUGUUGAGAUAUAAUGAGAAGAAUUUGACUCACAUUUGAUGAGACAAUUGACCCCAAACUUCAAGUAUUACUAAAACAAGAGAUUAAUUAAAAAAGAGGCCGUAGUUUGAGAUGAGAGUCGGUAUAAAAGUAUUGUUAGUUUUGUUUGUUUUAAUAGCGUUUGUGUCGAUAAUCAUUGAACCAAAACAUAAUGGCUUUUAUUGUAACGACUCAUCCAUUAGACAGCCAUUCAAUGCACUUCAGAUCACUUUAGCUCAACUGCUGACCAUUGCAAUGAUAAUACCCGUCAUUGUUGUGAUUGUCAUCGAAAAUGUGGCUAAAAGUGUAUCCAAGACUCAAAUCAAGACAAUUAUUUACCAGAAUAUAAAUGCAUUCAUUUUCGGACUCUUUGCCAACUUUUUGGCCGUAAUGCUGGCGAAGAACCUCUUCGGUCGCCUCAGACCGCAUGCCAUCCACUUCUGCAAUGCCGACCAUUACUGUCCAGACGGUGUAAACGACAAAUACAUAGAAUCGUUUGAAUGCGUGAACAAAGAGUACCAUGGUCACUUCCUCAAGAAUGUGAGACACAGUUUCUAUUCAGGCCACGCAUCCAUUGCCACCUAUUCCGGCAUUUUUCUCAUUCUGUAUCUCAACUCCAGACUUAAGCCUCAGAUUAAACCAAUUAAAUACGUUUUGUUGGCCUUAUUUGCCGCGAUUGCCAUCACAUCCCUAUAUCCCGGUUACACUCAAUGGCACAACUCGUGGCACUUCAUGAGCGAUGUCUUAACCGGUUAUACAAUCGGUUUGAUAUCCGCUUCACUUGUGUUUAAAUUCUUGGUUUACGUUGAAAACAGCGAACAAUUGAACCCCUCAUACAUUCCGCUCAACAAACUCUUGUCCACCACUUCUGGUCAAUAGUUUUGAAACACUAUUUGAAUAUAUCUUUUAAACGAAUUAUUAUUGUUUGGAAAUUAUUAUUGUUUUUUAAUAUUAUUCUUAAGACAAGAAUUUUACGCAAAAUAUAUUUACAAUUAUUUUUGAGUCAC
Molecule: messenger RNA, 1331 nt
Organism: Medioppia subpectinata
Lineage: Eukaryota; Metazoa; Arthropoda; Arachnida; Sarcoptiformes; Oppiidae
Source: the annotation of a GenBank genome assembly